GUUUUCAUCACUUGAAUUCUCAGAGAUUAACAAAUAUGGCUUUGUGGAAGAUUUCAGCUUUUGUGGCUUGUGUGGUGGGGUUAGCUCUGGUGAUUCCUUCCCAUGCACAAAACUCUCCUCAAGACUACCUUAAUGCACACAAUGCAGCUCGUUCAGCAAUCGUGGGUGCAAACAUACCAGCUCUGUUAUAUGACACCACAUUAGAAGCAGAUGUCCAAUUGUAUCUCAACACAUUGCUUGGCCAAUGCAAUCUUAACGUUGAUCUUUCGUUGAAUGGCAUCAAUGUAAAAGUGAAAGAAAAUUUAUUGACAGGGCUUGAUGCUGUGAAUGCUUGGGUUAAUGAGGAGAUCUACUAUGACUACAACACCAAUUCAUGCAUUGGAGGAAUUUGUACUCAUUAUACUCAAGUUGUUUGGAAGAGCUCAGUUAGCAUAGGAUGUUUCAGGACACAGUGCCUUAACAAUUUGAAUCUUUGGAUUGUUGGCUGCAAGUAUAGUCCACCUGGCAACAUCAUUGGACUGCGCCCUUAUUAAGCUCUACUUCACAUCACCAAGCUAAGAGAAGCAUGCAUGGGAUAUAUAUACAUGGUGACCAAUAAUAAUCCCAUAUAUCUUAAUGUAUUUUAAUUUUUAAGUUUGCAUUGUUUUUCUCCGUGAAUAAUAUUUCUCCUUUUCCCUUGCUGAUCAA
Molecule: messenger RNA, 687 nt
Organism: Manihot esculenta (cassava)
Lineage: Eukaryota; Viridiplantae; Streptophyta; Magnoliopsida; Malpighiales; Euphorbiaceae
Product: basic form of pathogenesis-related protein 1
Exons: 1
Coding region: 36-533 (165 amino acids)
Source: RefSeq, a predicted model, not a curated record